AUGCCGUCGGAAUUGCUCGACCGUGUUGAGAAAUGGGCAAUUGAGACACCUAAUAAGACAAUGCUGUCAUUUGUAGACGAUCGAGGCUAUGUGACAUCAUCUCUCACUUGCUUGGAGCUUCAGAUACGUGUACAACAUCUAGCCUCGUGUCUUGUGGCUUCACUAAGUCAUCAAAGUAAAGGAUUAGGAUUAGAGUUGGGCGAUCGAGUAGUGCUCGUCUAUCCUCCAGGAUUAGACUUUAUUGUAGCGUUCUUAGCAUGUUUGAAAGCUGGAGUUGUUGCGGUGCCCGUGUAUCCACCAGAUCUUCGCAAGAUGAAAAAAGACAUUAACAUGUUUGUGGCAGUGACGCAGAAUUGCCAGGCUAAGGUGGCACUCACGUGUUCAAUGUACUACAAUGCAAAGAAAAUGAUGGCUAUUAAGGAGAAGUUCUUGUUCUUGGGUGCUGUGCAGUGGCCAGAGCAUUUGUCGUGGGUCGUGACCGAUGAUUCGGUAUAUACGACUAAGGGAGUCGACGCAGCCACACACUGGCUUACUCAGUCGCCUUCUAAAGACAACACGGCAUUCUUACAGUACACUUCGGGAUCUACGUCUGCUCCAAAAGGCGUGGUGCUAUCACAUGGGAAUUUGAAUCACAACCUGCGUACUAUCAGCUCAGCACUUCAUGCUGGACGCGAUACAGUAGUGGUAUCGUGGUUGCCGCAGUAUCACGACAUGGGACUCAUUGGUGCCUAUCUAGGCACCAUUUUCAAUGGCGGAACGGGUGUGUACAUGUCUCCUUUCAGCUUCAUUCGCGACCCGUGUCUGUGGCUUCGACUAGUUUCGAAGCAUCGCGCUACACACUUGCAGGCUCCCAACUUUGCCUACUCGCUUCUCGCAAGAAAGUGCGAUCGAUUGACUGCUGGGAUGGAUAAUUGGGAGCGUGUCGAUCUCUCAAGCGUGCGACAUAUGAUAAAUGGGGCUGAACCUGUCCAAGGCGACGCCAUUGACAGCUUCUACCGUGCGUUUUUGCCUUUUGGUCUAGCAAAUGACGUUGUGAAACCUACGUAUGGGCUUGCAGAGCACACGGUGUACGUUUGUGGAGGCGGAAAGCAACGACUGUGGGUUGACAAGCAUGCAUUGGAGAGUAAUCGCGUCUUUAGAGUAGUGGAGAAUAAAAAUGCAGAUGAAAUAGCAAAGGAAAUGGUUGGGUGUGGUGUGCCAUCGAGGAAGGACUAUGGUAUUGAUGUUCGAAUUGUUGACGCCGAAACAGGGGAGGAGAAACCGGAUGGUGAGAUUGGCGAGAUUUGGAUCUCAAGCUCUUCAAAAGCACAAGGCUAUUACGGUGACGAAAUGAGCGAAAUCUCGGCCGAAGCGUUCCAGGCGAAGCUAGCGGGUAACACUGUAGACAGUUUGUUUCUUAAGACGGGCGAUAUGGGUGUGAUUUACGACCAAGAACUGUUUAUUUGUGGUCGUAUGAAGGACCUGAUUAUUAUUCGAGGUCGGAACCAUUACCCUCAGGACAUAGAGGCUACGGCUGAAUCUCAUGAAGAACUUCGGCCAGGUUGCAGCGCUGCAUUCUCCUAUGUGGCUGGUGCAAAAGAUGAUGAGGAAAAGCUGGCAGUGAUGGCGGAGCUUCGUGAUCCUGCAAUGACCAGCAAAGCGAGUCUAUGUGUAAGAAUCCGUAGCGCGAUUGCACGUGAGCACGGCGUCAAGGUGACCUUGGUUAUAUUGCUAGCUCCUCGUACAAUUCCAAAGACGACAAGUGGUAAGAUCUCGCGAUCGCGGUGCAGGAAGGCUUUUGAAGAAAAGAAGUUGGAGGAGCUGUAUCGUAAUGAGGAUAUGAUUGCCGAUGUUUCAGCGGAGGAUGACAGAGAGGAUGAAGCUGUGGCUGGCGAGUGCAUGGACCGAAACGCCGUCGGUCCUCGCGUUGCUGUCGUUGAUUGUGGUGCAGCGAAGUCAAAUUUGCCAUCGGUGAUUACUGGUGUGUCGCCCGAGCAAGUGCACACAUUUUUGGUGAAUGAGCUCGCUCGUUCCCUAGGUGUGGAGGCCGCACAAAUUAGCGAUAAUACGCCACUGCAAGAGUUAGGUCUGGACUCCAUGGCAUUGACGCAGCUGCAAGGCAUGAUUGCGCAAAAGUAUCAGGUGCAUGUCAACGACGAAUUGCUAUACAGUGAAUCUACGACGCUAGCAAGCUUGCACUCAGGUCUGUGUGGUGGUGGUAGCACAUCUGGUAACAGGACUAGACCAAGUUCACCCGAUGUUUCGAAGCAAAAGCUAUUUUGUGGAUGUAUUGCAUGCUAA
Peronospora belbahrii is the source of this 2280-nucleotide messenger RNA. NCBI's taxonomy places the organism in Eukaryota, Oomycota, Peronosporomycetes, Peronosporales, Peronosporaceae. The record is from the annotation of a GenBank genome assembly.